UGCAUAUGUGUAAGUCUCUUCACCAUCUCUCUCUCAAGUCUCAAUGGCCCUGACGCUGAGUGCCAUCACCUUCCAAAAAUGCCCCUCCUUCGCUCUCCCAUCUCCCGCCUUAUGCAUGGCUCGCUCUGCUUCUAAGUAAGCUCCUUAUUUAUUUUCAGUGCAUAUUUCCUGCUCUCUCUAUCACUCUGCUUCAUGUGUUGGAAACCUCAUCAUUGCCUUGCAUAAGCCAAGAAAUAUGCUCUUGAAUGUUAAUACUUCAUAUUUCUGCGUUCCAAAAUAGCAGUUAAUAAUUUCUAUGUGCCUGCACUGCACUGCACGAAUCUUUUGUAGAGAUAUUGAGACUAUAAAGAAGCCUUUCAUCAGUCCACAACAAAAAGUGCAUGUUCAAGUAACAACACACUCCAUGCCUCCACAAAAAAUGGAGAUAUUUAAAUCUUUGGAAGGUUGGGCUGAGGAUAAUGUGCUAAUCCACCUCAAGCCUGUAGAAACUUGCUGGCAGCCUCAGGAUUUCCUGCCGGAUCCGUGUCGUGAUGACUUUCAGGAGCAGGUGAAGGAAUUGAGGGAAAGAGCCAAAGGGAUUCCGGAUGAUUAUUUUGUUGUUUUGGUUGGCGAUAUGAUCACCGAAGAAGCUCUUCCUACGUAUCAAACGUAUCUGAAUACAUUCGAUGGUGUGCGGGAUGAAACAGGGGCGAGCCCCACUCCUUGGGCAGUUUGGAACAGGGCAUGGACUGCUGAGGAGAAUAGGCAUGGUCAUCUUCUUAAUAAGUAUCUCUACCUAUCUGGACGAGUGGAUAUGAAACUAAUUGACAAGACUAUCCAAUAUCUUAUUGGUUCAGGAAUGGAUGUUGGGACACAGAACAAUCCAUACCUUGGAUUUAUAUAUACAUCCUUCCAAGAGAGAGCUACUUUCAUCUCCCAUGGCAACACUGCAAGGCUAGCGAAGAAGCAUGGGGACAUCAAACUAGCUCAAAUCUGUGGCACCAUUGCAGCAGACGAGAAGCGCCAUGAAGCUGCAUACACCAAGAUAUCAGGAAAGCUAUUCGAGAUGGACCCUGAUGCAACAGUGCUGGCUUUUGCUGACAUGAUGAGGAAGAAGAUCACCAUGCCGGCCUAUAUGAUGUAUGAUGGCCGUGAUGAUAACCUUUUCGGCAACUUCUCAGCUGUUGCUCAGCGCCUCGGCGUAUACACUGCCAAAGACUAUGCCGACAUCCUCGAGCACUUGAUCAGUGUAUGGAAAGUGGGUGAUUUAAGAGGACUAUCUGCUCAAGGGCAGAAAGCUCAGGAAUAUGUGUGUGGGCUGAGUCCAAGAAUUAGAAGGUUACAGGAGAGAGCUGAGACGAGGGCGGAGCAAGGAGCAUGGAUCCCGUUUAGUUGGAUACACGGCAGACAAGUGCAACUAUAAGUUCAUCAACAGGUUCUGUUUGUUUUACAACAUUUCGGCCGAUUCGCUGCUUGUCUGUGCUAAGGGUUAUGUCAGGAUUCGGAGGCAGGCGGUUUUGGACCUCCGACCGCUGGGACCUCCGGAAAAUAAGGACCCAAUUAAUAUUUAGGUCUAUAUAUAGGUUCUAGUGAGAUUGUUAUUUUUCGUGAGAUAUGAAAAUAAUGAAUAAAUCAAUAUAUAGUGCUGAAUAAAGCAUUAUAUAGUGUUAAAUAACGAUAUUAAAAAAAUUAGUAAAU
Molecule: messenger RNA, 1677 nt
Organism: Salvia miltiorrhiza (redroot sage)
Lineage: Eukaryota; Viridiplantae; Streptophyta; Magnoliopsida; Lamiales; Lamiaceae
Product: stearoyl-[acyl-carrier-protein] 9-desaturase, chloroplastic-like
Exons: 2
Coding region: 296-1402 (368 amino acids)
Biological process (GO): fatty acid biosynthetic process
Cellular component (GO): chloroplast stroma
Molecular function (GO): stearoyl-[ACP] desaturase activity
Source: RefSeq, a predicted model, not a curated record